Messenger RNA from Penicillium antarcticum, 1800 nucleotides. RefSeq names its product C2H2 zinc finger protein. NCBI's taxonomy places the organism in Eukaryota, Fungi, Ascomycota, Eurotiomycetes, Eurotiales, Aspergillaceae. The transcript has a single exon. The record is from RefSeq and is a predicted model, not a curated record. Gene Ontology annotation, cellular component: nucleus. The coding region runs from base 1 to 1800 and encodes 599 amino acids. Gene Ontology annotation, biological process: regulation of transcription by RNA polymerase II. Gene Ontology annotation, molecular function: RNA polymerase II cis-regulatory region sequence-specific DNA binding; DNA-binding transcription factor activity, RNA polymerase II-specific.
AUGGCCUCUGAAGUAGUCGCUCUGGCUCGUCCACCCUUCGAGGGCGCAAACCAUCAUUUCUCCAUGGCGACAUUGAUGUCGAAUACCGAGCCUGUCGUCGUCUCCAACCUAUCUGGAAACACUAUCGCUAGAACCGAACCUCUUUCUAUAUUCAAAACUCAAAAACCCGACAGUCUGAGCUCCAUUGCCAGCGCUAGUCUUCACGUGUCGCGAUCGCGAGACCAACUACCGCCGAUGACAAGCCCAUCAGCAGCACCGGCGGAUCGGCCGGAGCACGAGAAGGAAGCUGAACGAAACAGCUCACAGGUCGCGCGGGAGGCCUUGGGCGCAAGUGAAAAGUCGCCAGGCGCCCCAAUCCACGAGCCUGCUGUUCACGCAUCCCCAGAACAGAUGCAAGUCGACUCACACGCGACCGAAUCACCAUCGGACCCAUACGGAUCAAACGAUCACCACCACAAUUCCCUUAUGCACUCUUCAACCGUCGCUAGCCCUGGUCCUAUCGAAGAAUCGACCUCGCAGGACGGAGAUCGACGCCCGCGCGAUGACACCGAGAUCGACCACGAUGGCAAAGCAUUCUCUUAUCCGAUGCCCACGGGCAACAUUAAUGAUCCGCGGCGUGGAUUGAGUCUACCUAAUGCUGGUUAUAACCGCGGCAGUCCUCGCUCGCCGUCUGCGAAGAAACACCGCUGUCCUUAUUGCGCCACGGAAUUUACCCGGCAACAUAAUCUCAAGAGCCACUUGCUCACGCAUAGUCAGGAGAAACCAUUCGUGUGUCAAACCUGCCAGUCACGUUUCCGCAGAUUACACGAUUUGAAGCGCCAUACAAAACUGCACACUGGCGAGCGACCUCAUAUCUGUCCCAAAUGCGGGCGUCGUUUUGCUCGAGGUGACGCGCUUGCUCGACACAACAAAGGACAGGGAGGAUGCGCAGGUCGACGCGCGAGUAUGGGCAGCUUUGCAGAUGAUGACUACGGGGAUGGCGGUGCUGGUCCGGAUGACAUGGAUGGGCUGAUGUAUACGGCUGAGCCAGAGCGCAUGGAUGAAGAAGAUGAGCGACGCUUGAUGCCGAGCAUUCGAAGACACGAGGCAGAUAACGUUGCUCGAUCUGAUUCACUCCAGUCUCGUCAGUCAAACACCUACCCGCCCAUUGCAGCUAGCCGUCCCAGCCAUCUCUUCCCACCCCCACCUAAUCACGGUGGCCCAGGCGCGUCAACAUCGACCUUGCAGGCUGCAAACAUGACUUUCCCACCGGCAGGCCAUACUUCUGGCUCUACCAUAUUCCCUGUAAACAACGUUAGUGACAGCCCAAAGCCGCUGUCCCCAGGUGCGCUGUCAUCGCAACAUGAUACUGCACCGCCACACCGUGCGCACUCCCCCAGUAUGGGUCAGUCCCUGCCACACCCGCAGCCCUCUUUUGGAAGAGGAAGUCAGUCAUCGAACCACGCGCCCGCCCUGGGCCUUCCCCUACCCCAACCGGGAGUACCUCAGCUUCCCCCGCCGCAGGGAAUGACCUCUCCCGAUGCUCGUUUUGGCUUGCAAGCGGCAGCUAAGCACACGCCUUCGCACAGCCACUCUAGUACCCACAGCAUAACUGCCCCCAAGGGACCUGAGGGGCUUGAAGUGAACUCAAAUGACGCUACCCAAGUUGAUAAACUUUGGUCGUACGUCCGAGGAAUGCACGAGGAGCUGAACGCCUUGCGUACUGAGGUUUCAACUCUACGGGCACACAUCGCCUCGUCCAACCUAUCGGCCCCCCCGGCCCCGGUGGAAGUGAACAUGAACAACACCGGGCCCCGGUGA